AUGACGAAAACAGUCUUUCUCUUCCUCUUCUGUUGCUUGAUGAAAUCUUCCGUAUCAAAGAACACAAUUCAGGAUCAUCUUAAUAGAGGCUCGUUUCUCUCUGUCGAUGAUGAUGCACACCUCAUAACUUCCCGUGACAACACUUUUACCUGCGGCUUCUAUGGUUUUCAAACCAAUGCUUACUGGUUUGCAAUCUGGUUUACAAAUUCCAAAGAUCGCACUGUGGUUUGGACAGCGAACAGCAACAAACCUGUCAAUGGCCAUGGCUCAAAGUUGACACUUCAUACAAACGGUGCCAUGGUUUUGACUGAUAUAGAUGGCACCAUUGUGUGGGGGACCAACACAACGUCCACAGAUGUAGAUCGAGCAGUGCUGCUGAAUACUGGUAAUCUGAUAUUGAUGAACACGAAAGGUCAGAUUCUUUGGCAAAGCUUUGAUUACCCAACUGAUACUCUUUUACCUUCUCAAACAUUAACGAAGAGCAAAAGCUUGAAAUCUACUUUAAGAAAAGAAAUAUCAAGUGUGUACUGGCCUAGUCCUGAUCCAGGAUUUAAUAUUUGGGAUUACCGAAGAACCUCCUAUAAUAGUAGCAGAAUCGCAGUCUUUAAUGAUUUGGGUGUAUUUAAGUCAAGCGAUCUGUUGCGGUUUAAUGCUUCAGAUAUGGGUUUUGGGAUCAGAAGGAGGUUAACCAUGGACUACGAUGGUAAUCUCAGAUUCUAUAGCUUGAAUGAAUCAACAGGAUUGUGGUCGAUCUCAUGGCAAGCUGUUGCACAACCAUGUAAUAUCCAUGGAAUCUGUGGGAGGAACGGGAUUUGUGUUUAUGGAGGAAAACCCGAAUGCUCAUGCCCUCCUCAUUAUGAGUGGAGUGACCCAACUGAUUUUAGUCAAGGUUGUAAGCCUACUUUCAACAGAACAUGUGUAAACUCCACAAGGUUUGGAUUUUUGCCAAUGCGGUAUACUGAUUACUUUGGCUUUGAUCUAAAAUUCUCAUCAUCCAUUUCGUUUGAAUCUUGUAGAAACAUGUGCUUAGCAGAUUGUCGUUGUCAAGCAUUUGUUUAUAAACUACCAGGUAUAGGUGAUUGCUAUGUUAAAAGUGCUCUCUUCAACGGUUAUCGGUAUCCUAAAUUCGCAGGAACCAUCUACUUAAAAAUACCACUAGGCAUGCAAACGCCAGAAUCUGCCUCAAUCCCUACUGGUUCAAAGGCCACAUGUGCAGAUGUCCCCGUUACGAUUGGUUUUCCAUCUAUGUAUGAAUUAUCUGGAGGAAAGGUGAAAUGGGUUUAUCUUUACUCGUUUGCUAUAGCUUUUGGUUUAGUUGAAGCUUUGGUUAUCGUAAUGGGCUGGUGGAUAUUCUAUGGAAACAACGAAUUACUAAAGAACCUAGAAGAAGGGUAUCGUAUGGUAUCUAGUCAAUUUAGAGGGUUUAGUUAUAAAGAGCUGUUGAAGGCGACACAGAACUUUAAGGAGGAGAUAGGCCGAGGAGGAUCAGGAGUUGUGUAUAAAGGGAUUCUGGAAGACGAAAGGGUGGUGGCUGUGAAAAGAUUGGGAGAUGUGAGUGACGGGGAAUUGACGAAGGGAAUUCGGCUUUCUAAUUUAAUUGUUCAUGGAGGAGAAGAGGAAGAAUCAGAGCUCAUGAGGUUUGCAAGGGGAACAAAAACAAAGAUUCGAGAAGAAAAAGGAUUAUGGAUCGAAGAGAUCGUUGAUCCGAGGUUGGGAGGGUUAUUUAGUAGGAAGCAGGCCGCAAUAUUGGUUGAGGUCGGGCUUAGUUGUGUUGAGGAAGAUAGACAUAAAAGGCCUACAAUGGAUUCAGUAGUCCAAGUUCUAAUUGAUUGUGAGCCAGAGUAG
This is a messenger RNA of Lactuca virosa, 1845 nucleotides long. The record is from the annotation of a GenBank genome assembly. NCBI's taxonomy places the organism in Eukaryota, Viridiplantae, Streptophyta, Magnoliopsida, Asterales, Asteraceae.